GCUCGCGAGACGCUAAUCCAGGGCGCGAUUUUUUCGUUCCCCUCUCUAUCUCUCGCGUCCAUGGCGUCCUCGUCUCUCCUCGUCCGGCUCGCCUCCGACGAGAUGCCCCAAACCCUAGAUGCGUCGUCGUCGUCUUCGUGCUACGACGCCUUCGUGCCGGUGUUCCACCCGGAUCCGUCGUCGGGGUUCUCGGCGGCGUCGGUGGUGGCGGCCGCCGACCGCCUCCGCAGCCAGUUCCUCUCCGUGGAGCCCGACCUCUUCCACGACGCGCUCGUCGCGCCAAGCCCCGACCACCUCGGCUUCCCCGAUGAGGAGGAGGAGGAGGAGAUCCGGUGGGAUUGCCUCCAAUUGGAUGACGACGACGAGGAGGAGGAGGGGGUGGCGGAUCUGCGGCUUGAGGCCUCCAACGCGGCGGAGGAAUUCGAUUGGGAGGAGGUGGCAUCGCCCUCCGGCGGCGCCGGGAUGGAUCAGCCGGAGCCCGAGUGGGAGGUCCUCGCCGACGUGCCGCCGCCGCCGCCGCCGCCCGCCGACGAGGGCUUCGUGUACACCUCCGACCGUGACGUGUACGAGGUGCUCGUCGGGGAGGGUUUGUUCCUGAAGAGCAAGCCGCCCGCGGCGAGGUCGGCCGUCGAGGCGCUACCGUCCGCCGUCGUCGCCGCCGGCGAGGACGGCGAAGGGGAGGAGUGCGCGGUGUGCAGGGACGGCGUCGCCGCCGGGGAGCGCGUGAAGAGGCUGCCCUGCUCGCACGGUUACCACGAGGAGUGCAUCAUGCCGUGGCUCGACGUGCGCAACUCGUGCCCGCUCUGCCGCUUCGAGCUGCCCACCGACGACCCCCAGUACGAGAGCUGGAAGGCCUCGCGAGCUGCGGCUGCCUGAAUUGCUGCGCGGUAAAAAAAAAAGGCAAGCCUUUCUUUUCUUGCACAGAUUUUAUAGAGUUGUAUGUCUUGGGUUUCAAACUGGUACUAUGAUGAAAGAACCAAACUGGUAUGAUGAAAGAAAGCGUAGAGGUAGUCGCAGAGAUGGUUUUGCACCUUUCGAUUUGUUUACUUUUUUUCUUAAAAGAGGGAUUUGUGUUGUGACUUAAGGUUGCGAGGAUAUUACAUAAGUUUAUCCUAUAUAUAUACUGUUGUAUUUAUUCUGAAUUUGUAGAGUAGCUUCUGUAUUACAUUUUGCCCUGCAGCACAAUUUUGUAAAUGGAUAUGGUGGUGAAAAUUUCAGCAUGUGGGUGUUCCUGAUUCAACUCUAAUGAGUUUUAUUUUUCUGACUUAUUUGUUGCAAAUUCAUAACAACGUGAUUAAUUAUGUGUGUGAGUUUCCAUUU
Messenger RNA from Oryza sativa Japonica Group (Japanese rice), 1320 nucleotides. RefSeq names its product E3 ubiquitin-protein ligase CIP8. Gene Ontology annotation, cellular component: cytoplasm. The record is from RefSeq and is a predicted model, not a curated record. NCBI's taxonomy places the organism in Eukaryota, Viridiplantae, Streptophyta, Magnoliopsida, Poales, Poaceae. Gene Ontology annotation, molecular function: ubiquitin protein ligase activity. Gene Ontology annotation, biological process: protein ubiquitination.